Strongylocentrotus purpuratus (purple sea urchin) is the source of this 1136-nucleotide messenger RNA. RefSeq names its product G-protein coupled receptor GRL101-like. Gene Ontology annotation, cellular component: membrane. Gene Ontology annotation, biological process: G protein-coupled receptor signaling pathway. The transcript has a single exon. Gene Ontology annotation, molecular function: G protein-coupled receptor activity. NCBI's taxonomy places the organism in Eukaryota, Metazoa, Echinodermata, Echinoidea, Camarodonta, Strongylocentrotidae. The record is from RefSeq and is a predicted model, not a curated record. Bases 167 to 1102 code for a protein of 311 amino acids.
UUAUUUUUCAUAUAAUUUUCUUAUUAAUAUUUUGAAUAGGCAUGUUUACGACCCGAGGCUGUGUUGUCUACUUCCGGCUGGUGUUGAAUGCGUCAACCGAGAACCACCCCAUCCCCUCUUUACCUGCCGUAAGACCUUCCUCCAGAACACAAUCAUCAAGGUGUUCAUGUGGAUGCUCGGGCUUAGUGCUCUAUUCGGGAACGCCUAUGUCAUCUACCGCAGGAUGCGAACCAAGUCUCAAAGCACCGUAGCUUCGAUUCAGUCCAUUCUGAUCACCAACUUGGCCGUGUCGGAUUUCCUGAUGGGUGUUUACAUGAUCAUCCUGGCGGUGAUGGACAUCUACAUUGGAGAAUCUUACUUCUGGGAAGGCAGAUCUGAGGAAUGGCGGAGGAGCAAUACCUGUCAGAUUGCAGGAUUCAUCUCCGUCCUGAGCAGUGAGGCAUCUGUCUUUUUGAUCACCCUCAUUUCAGUCGAUCGCUUCAUCUGUAUCUUGUUCCCGUUCAGUCAAAGACGUCUAGGUGUCCUCUCCGCACGUGUGUCUGCCGCCCUCAUCUGGUCCGUAGCCAUCCUGUUGAGUAGCAUCUCUAUCGUCUUCAGCUAUAUCAACACCGAUGCAUACAGCCUCAGUGAUGUCUGCGUUGGCCUUCCACUGAUCCGCAAGCACAUUGGUCUCUACGCCGCAGUUGACACCUACGGUCAAUCUCAGUAUGGCAUAUCCGAAUUCUCCAUCGUCGCCGGAGCUUCGGUGUCGACCUGGCAGUAUUCCAUCGCUCUCUUUCUCGGUGUCAAUCUCAUCAGUUUCAUCGUCAUUGCCAUCUGUUACAUCGCCAUCUUCAUCAGGGUUCGCCUGAGCGCGCGGGAGGUCGGCCGGCAGAAGUCGAAGGCCGCGGAUGAGGUGAAGCUGGCCAUGAAGAUGUCGCUGAUCGUCGGGACGGACUUCUGUUGUUGGAUGCCUAUCAUUAUCUUGGGUAUCCUGGUUCAGGCAGAUCUCGUAAAGGCAUCCCCGGAUGUUUAUGCCUGGCUGGUUGUGCUCAUACUUCCUAUCAACUCAUCUCUAAACCCAUACCUCUACACCAUAGUUGAAAGAGUGUCGUCUAAAUAGAAAGCUCAAUUUGGUUGCGUCUGAUGUACUUCAU